Messenger RNA from Pyricularia grisea, 474 nucleotides. RefSeq lists its product as uncharacterized. The record is from RefSeq and is a predicted model, not a curated record. NCBI's taxonomy places the organism in Eukaryota, Fungi, Ascomycota, Sordariomycetes, Magnaporthales, Pyriculariaceae. The coding region runs from base 1 to 474 and encodes 157 amino acids. The transcript is spliced from 4 exons.
AUGGUGCCUGCUAAGCGGCGACGGCUGCUCUUGAUACGCUUCCCCAAAGACGAGCUGGCGUGUUCUGGAGUGGACGCCGUCGGCACCGAUAAUAACGUCGGCUUUGACGACCGUGCCGUCGCUGAGAGUCACGGUGCUGGCGUUCUCAUCCACACUUUCUACCUUGCUCCCGGCAUGGAUUACAGCGCCGUGCCCAGUUGCUUUCCUUUUAAGCUCGCCAUGCAGGUCGGCUCUGUGGACAAACUGUGCCUCCACACUCCUCAGGCUCGAUCCCGUAUCGGCGGAAUGCGUAACGGCUUGCAAAAGAAAAGAAAAUCCACUGCUUACAUGGACGUCUUGGCCUGCUUCAACGAGGGCACAAGCGGCCAUAAGGCCUCCAAUGCCCGCACCGACAACAACGACUUUCAAAGGUUCCAUAGCUAUGUUGAUCUGUUUAGAUUUUCUUUUCUCGAAAAUGAGAAUCUGAUUAAGUAG